CUCUGAUUAAAUUCAGAUAGACUACCGCCAUCCCCUAAAGGAUUGCCAAACCACCUUGUUCUCUGUGGCAGCAAUGGCUGCUCUCUGCCUCCUUAAAGUUCCCAUUGGCCGUCUCUCCGACGCUCUUGGUGCUUUUCCCGAUUCAUCCUUCCCCUCGUCCAUGCCAGUUCCCCGUCCGUCGAAGAGGGUAUGUUGUAAGAUCGCCCCCAACGCCAAGCUUACUUCCAAGGCAAAGGUUUCCGCUGCUUGGUCGGCCUCUGCUCGGCGGAAGGAAGAAACCGAGGCCCUGAACAUCGCCAAUGACGUGACUCAGAUGAUUGGUAAGACUCCGAUGAUAUAUCUCAACAGAGUUGUGGACGGUUGUGUGGCAAAUAUUGCUGCAAAGCUUGAGUCCAUGGAACCAUGCCGAAGUGUCAAGGACAGAAUCAGUUACAGUAUGAUAUCUGAUGCUGAAUUAAGUGGCGCUAUUUCACCUGGAAAGACAACGUUGGUAGAGCCAACUAGUGGAAACACUGGAGUUGGUAUUGCUUUUAUUGCUGCCUCCAAGGGAUACAGGCUUAUCUUAACAAUGCCAGCUUCUGUAAACGUAGAGAGAAGAGUCCUUCUUCGUGCUUUUGGUGCAGAGCUUGUUUUGACAGACCCUGCUAAAGGAAUGAAAGGGGCAAUUGAAAAGGCAUCAGAGAUUGUGCGUGCAACACCAAAUUCGUACAUGCUUCAGCAGUUUGAAAACCCAGCAAAUGCAAAGAUCCAUUUUGAAACUACUGGCCCAGAAAUAUGGGAGGAUACGAUGGGCAGUGUUGACAUAUUUGUUGCUGGAAUUGGGACAGGUGGUACUGUGACAGGCACAGGAAGAUACCUGAAGAUGAGAAACAAAAACAUCAAGGUAGUUGGAGUAGAACCAGCUGAGUCUAGCAGUAUAUCUGGUGAUAGUCCUGGAUGUUUCCCUAAAAUUAUGGAUGUUAGAUUGCUUGAUGAGGUUAUGAAGAUCACUAAUCAUGAGGCAGUCGAAAUGGCAAGGAAACUAGCAUUGAAGGAAGGUUUGUUGGUUGGUAUUUCAUCAGGUGCUGCAGCAGCUGCUGCCAUUAAUGUCGCCAGAAGACCAGAGAAUGCUGGGAAACUUCUUACAGUUAUUUUCCCCAGCUUUGGUGAGAGAUACAUUCCGACUGUACUUUUCCGUUCAAUUCAUGAGCAAGUUCAAAGAACACAUGAAAGUUGACAAUUGCCAAGCAGUUGCACUUGCCAUUGAUUUGAGGAAUCCCCUCUCUUGCCACUGGGACCUGUUAGGUCAUGCGUUAUGGAUCUUAUGCAAAGACUGGCAUGCCAGGAAAUUCCACAAGGGAAGUGCAGAAAAGUGCAAUCUGUUUCCAGUAAGGAAAUGAAGACCCAUGGGGUCCCGUUGCAACAAGUUUUGUUUGUGAUUUCGGCACCGAGUCUUUUGAGAAGUGUGAUUAGUGUUUGUAUGAUUUGGCUGUUGUUCUAAUUCGUUGGGGUCCUUGUUUUAUUGACCCUGCAUAAUAUAUUUGUGCUAAA
This is a messenger RNA of Nymphaea colorata (pocket water lily), 1530 nucleotides long. Its product is annotated as cysteine synthase-like. The transcript has 10 exons. Gene Ontology annotation, cellular component: cytoplasm. The coding region runs from base 74 to 1216 and encodes 380 amino acids. NCBI's taxonomy places the organism in Eukaryota, Viridiplantae, Streptophyta, Magnoliopsida, Nymphaeales, Nymphaeaceae. The record is from RefSeq and is a predicted model, not a curated record. Gene Ontology annotation, molecular function: cysteine synthase activity.